Messenger RNA from Myotis brandtii (Brandt's bat), 1830 nucleotides. It is a transcript of the gene ELFN2, whose product is annotated as extracellular leucine-rich repeat and fibronectin type III domain containing 2. Lineage: Eukaryota; Metazoa; Chordata; Mammalia; Chiroptera; Vespertilionidae. The transcript is spliced from 2 exons. The record is from RefSeq and is a predicted model, not a curated record. Gene Ontology annotation, molecular function: protein binding. Gene Ontology annotation, cellular component: plasma membrane. The annotation marks the transcript as partial.
GCCGACUGCUGGCUCAUCGAGGGCGACAAGGGGUACGUGUGGCUGGCCAUCUGCAGCCAGAACCAGCCGCCCUACGAGACCAUCCCGCAGCACAUCAACAGCACGGUGCACGACCUGCGGCUCAACGAGAACAAGCUCAAGGCCGUGCUCUACUCCUCGCUCAACCGCUUCGGGAACCUCACCGACCUCAACCUCACCAAGAACGAGAUCUCCUACAUCGAGGACGGCGCCUUCCUGGGCCAGGCGAGCCUGCAGGUGCUGCAGCUGGGCUACAACAAGCUCAGCAACCUGACCGAGGGCAUGCUGCGCGGCAUGGGCCGCCUGCAGUUCCUCUUCGUGCAGCACAACCUCAUCGAGGUGGUGACGCCCGCGGCCUUCUCCGAGUGCCCGAGCCUCAUCAGCAUCGACCUGUCCUCCAACCGCCUCAGCCGCCUGGACGGCGCCACCUUCGCCAGCCUGGCCAGCCUCAUGGUGUGCGAACUGGCCGGCAACCCCUUCAACUGCGAGUGCGACCUCUACGGCUUCCUCACCUGGCUCGUGGUCUUCAACAACGUCACCAAGAACUACGACCGCCUGCAGUGCGAGUCCCCGCGGGAGUUCGCCGGCUACCCGCUGCUGGUGCCCCGGCCCUACCACAGCCUCAACGCCAUCACCGUGCUCCAGGCCAAGUGCCGCAACGGCUCGCUGCCCGCCCGGCCCGCCAGCCACCCCACGCCCUACUCCACCGACGCCCAGCGGGAGCCGGAUGAGAACUCGGGCUUCAACCCCGACGACAUCCUCUCGGUGGAGCCGCCGGCCUCGUCCACCACGGACGCGUCCGCUGGGCCGGCCAUCAAGCUGCACCACGUCACCUUCACCUCGGCCACCCUGGUGGUCAUCAUCCCGCACCCCUACAGCAAGAUGUACGUCCUGGUCCAGUACAACAACAGCUACAUCUCCGACGUCAUGACGCUCAAGAACAAGAAGGAGAUCGUCACCCUCGACAAGCUGCGGGCGCACACCGAGUACACCUUCUGCGUGACCUCGCUGCGCAACAGCCGCCGCUUCAACCACACCUGCCUGGCCUUCACCACGCGGGACCCGGUCCCGGGGGACCUGGCGCCCAGCACCUCCACCACCACCCACUACAUCAUGACCAUCCUGGGCUGCCUCUUCGGCAUGGUCAUCGUGCUGGGGGCGGUCUACUACUGCCUGCGCAAGCGGCGCAUGCAGGAGGAGAAGCAGAAGUGCGGCAAGGUCAAGAAGACCAUCCUGGAGAUGCGCUACGGGGCCGACAUGGAGGCCGGCUCCAUCGUGCACGCCGCCCAGAAGCUGGGCGAGCCCCCAGUGCUGCCCGUGUCCCGCAUGUCCUCCCUCCCGUCCAUCAUCGGGGAGAAGCUGCCCACUGCCAAGGGUCUGGAGGCCGGGCUGGACACGCCCAAGGUGGCCACCAAGGGCAACUACAUGGAGGUGCGUACCGGCACCAGCACUAGCACCGGCACCGGCACCGGCUCUGGCCCCGGCACUGGCCCCGGCCCCCCGGGGGCGGGGAACAGCCAGGGCUCAGCCACUGAGAUCUCCACCAUCGCCAAGGAGGUGGACAAGGUCAACCAGAUCAUCAAUAACUGCAUUGAUGCCCUCAAGCUGGACGCGGCCUCCUUCAUAGGGGGCGGCAGCAGUGGCGGGGACCCCGAGCUGGCCUUCGAGUGCCAAAAGCCCCAUGGCCAUGCCCUCAGAGCCUGUGGCUGGGAUGCAUCAUGCGGGGGGCCCUUCGUCGCCCCCGUCAGCACCCAGGAAAAGAGCAGAGGCACGGGGACGUUCCACCAGCCCCUUCACGUGUCUUCCAAGUAG